AAUCUCAACUGUUUGGCAAUCAAGAAAUUUCACAUCCGGUUCAACAGCCAAUCAGAGGGCCCCUCGAAAUAUCAAGGUCGUAGGAAGGAAACCGUAGGACAAAGAAAUUUGAUUCGGCCUCGAGACACACGUGAGGAAGGUUGUCUUAGGUCGUCGUUGAUAAUUGUAUUGUUUUUGUUAUCAAUUUAAUUUGCGGUUUCGGUCGUUAAUUCUACCAUGUCGUUAGCCAUUGCUUCUCCUAGACUAGUCCGUAUUCUUGAUGCCAACUCUAAUCCCAUCGAUGUUUGGGUGGAUGAAUUUUCGUUUUGUUUGGGUAAAUAUUUGCGUGAACUAGAGGCGCAAAAUGAAAGUGACCAGCAAGUAAAUGAAAUUUAUCCUUCUGAAUAUUAUUCCUCAGAUUAUAUUCCAGAUGCCAAUGAGGAAAACCUUGAACAUCCGUGUGUUCCUGAUUGUAUCCAACAUGAACCACUUCAAAAUUUCCUAUUUGAAUUAGAAGAAGACACCCUUGCCAUGAGCCCUGUGAACUACAAUCCAAAUACCGUGUAUGUCAUGCAGUCUCCUCACAUGGCUUUGUUUCAGCAAGAUACUGCAAUGUGUGUGCAUGUAAACUUGGCACCGUCAAACAGCUACUGCAUGAAGAGCUUGCCAUUUCAUCCCCAGACAACACACCUUUACGAACACCAACAUUGGCCAGUACCACAAAUCCCUGAAACAUGCUAUGAAAUCUACCCUGAAAGUUUGACCUUCAACCAACCUGCUGAAAGCUAUGAUCUUCGUCCAUAUUUUCCUGUUACACCAUUUCUUCCAGUUGGCAUUCAAGAAGAAGAUGAUUUUCAAGGUUUCCCUCUGAAUGCCGAAAAUGACUCUAUGCCUGAAGAUUUCAUGAUGUACACCGCAGAAAACGGCUCAUUUUUUAUUGAAAAUAAGCUUUCGGAAAUCUCUGCAUUUGCUGACAACAACUUGUCGAAUUGGGGAUUCUCGCAUCCUUUGGGACAUGUGCUAAAGAACAAACGAGGAUUGUUCGGAUGUUUCACUCUUCACUCUGGAAAGGCUUGUUAUGUAAAAUUUACGCCCUACUCAAUCAAAUUCUCGAGCAAUCAACGUGGAGUCGCAUAUGUGAUUGACGAAGCUGGCGUCCGUACUUGUUGGGAAUCCUUCAAGUCAUUCGAGGAACUGAUCUCAGAGAGAGAUCAUAAGUGGGAAAAGAUUGAUCGGCAUCAAGUAAUCAUGCAGAGACCUUGCGGCUGUGCUUCGUCGUUCUUCCAUCACAUGCCAUCCAAAGAACUGUGGAAUUCCAAGUCUGAAGAAAACAUCUGCAUCGAGCGAAACGGCCUGAGAUUCUAUUCUGCAACAAGCGAGUUAAAGAGUCUGAAACUGAAUCUCGAUUUGGAAACACAUCAGCUAACUUCAACCCUCAAACACGUCGGCGAGCAAGAUGGUCAUAUCUACGUCAAAAGCUGCCAGUAUCGAUUCAACCAGAGCGUCCAUUUCAACGGUAAAUCACUUCAAGUGAAGUUUCAUACUCAGACGGCUCGUUUAGAUAGUAAUGGGAAAUUGUCGCUGAGCAAACAUUAAGUCGAGGGAAGGAGGGGGUUGACGUUUGCAUUACUCGAGGUAGACUGAUAGCAAAAUUCUCUUGUUAAAACUCUUUUUUGGAUUGAUUUUCUAAAGCAUCACUGUAUAAAUCCGACAACUAUUUAUUCCCCCGUCGUACCUAAGCGUUCCCUAUUCCUCUUGGUUAUUCAUUGAGGCUGCAUUUUCUGCAAUUUUGCCAGGUAGUUUAUGAAUCCCCAUUCCCCAGUAUGAUAUAUUGAAGAUUUUCGGUUAGAUGUUCUGGUUAAACUGUUUGACCUUGCACGUAUUCAACGUUGCUCAAAAUUAAUUCCCUGUGAUAACAUGUUACCGAUUUUCAAUAUACAAACGACAAUUCAAAAA
This is a messenger RNA of Daphnia pulicaria, 1935 nucleotides long. RefSeq lists its product as uncharacterized. The record is from RefSeq and is a predicted model, not a curated record. Lineage: Eukaryota; Metazoa; Arthropoda; Branchiopoda; Diplostraca; Daphniidae. The coding region runs from base 217 to 1575 and encodes 452 amino acids. The transcript has 4 exons.